Molecule: messenger RNA, 489 nt
Organism: Knipowitschia caucasica
Lineage: Eukaryota; Metazoa; Chordata; Actinopteri; Gobiiformes; Gobiidae
Source: the annotation of a GenBank genome assembly
AUGGCGUCUGCGUGUGCAGCGGUCAGACGGGUCCUCCUGCAGCGGGGGACGAGCGGAGCGAGCGCAGCUGAGAGGAGGCAGUGGCUUGGGUCUGGGUCUGGGUUCGCCGCGUCACUGCAGCUCCAGGCCUCUCUCCGGGAGCAGGCUGAGCUCCAGGCCGGGCAGAGGCUCUCUCAGGGCGGAUACACUUUCGCGUCGCUACUGCGGAGCUCUGCGCUGGUGCAGAUGGGACCAGCGAAGGACAAGGUGCUCUUGGCCCGUGUGCUGAAGGUCUCUGGGCAGGAACUCUUCGUGGACUUUGGAGGAAAGUUCUCUGCUGUGGUUCGCUCUCAGGACGUGGUUCCUCCCGGAGCCAGAGUCCGGGUCCGAGUCCAGGAUCUGGAGCUGACGGCGCGCUUCGUGGGACACAACACCGACACCACGCUCCUGGAGGCCGAGGCCACACUGCUGGGACCAGAGGGGCCGAGACCAGGACUUAAGCAGGCCUAA